GAAAACAGCCGUUUUAUUCAAUUUUAUUCAAACCAUCUAUAUUUAGCUGGUACAAAACAAUGUUAAAACGACUGUUUUCGACUCGCCGUACGGCCGCCGUAGAACAAAUGUGACCGAGGUAUUAGACGCCUUUGAUAAAAAGAAAGAACAGCAUCCAAUUGCUACAAUACGUUUUACAGUCUUGUGCUUGAGUGGUAGUCAGUGUAACAUCGUUUGGAAAAAAAAUGAUAUCAAGUCACGUACCGCAGUAUCAACGAUUUUUCACAACCUUCACAAAAUGAGUAAAAUUUGAGAUGUAUUUCUUGUUUCUAGCCGUGUUAGCGAUAAACAAUACCGAGACAAAUAUGACUAAGGAAUUGAGCUAAUUGGCAACGUCGCAGGUAUGGACGUAGACGAGCAACACCCUCAUGGCUCCCAGUACCUGAGACGCAGAAAACCAAAGAAAACACUAUGGCAACUACUGCGUCUCAACGCAGCUGUCUUCGGUGUAGCCUUCGGAUAUGCAGUUGCAACAUCCCUCGCUACUCCUCUGCUCCUUUCCCUUGGUCUCUCGAACCAGUUGUUCGGGAUUGGAUGGCUUGGAGGACCAGUCAUGGGGUGCUUCAUCUCCCCUAUCAUCAUGGCUACCAGUGAGAGAUGCAGGAGCAGUUGGGGACGCAGGAGACCGUUUCUUCUUGUUCUUGGUAUGGGUCUCAUCGUCGGGGUUGUCCUCUUCCUGAACGGAAGAGACAUUGGAUUCAUCAUCACUGACGACACACAAGACAGAUUGGCUUGUAUUUUUCUGACUGUCUUUGGUCUUGUGCUCGUGGACUUCUGCAGCAACGCCAGUGACAUACCAUCAAAGGCCUACCUAGUCGACGUAUGUAACCAGGACGACGUCAUCACAGGAAUCAACAUCCGAAUAAUCUUUUCAGGUCUUGGUGGCGGGGUCGGAUACAUCUUCGUAGCCAUCGAUUGGAUGUCGACAUCUGUCGGGGGAGCUCUGGGUAGUCAACUACGCGUCAUCUGCCUGUUCAACGUCGCCUUCCUGACGAUCAGCCUGGCACUUACACUCUUCAGCAUUCCCGAGGUGGCACACGAACAACAAACGAACACGUCAAUGAUAUCUACGCCGGCUUCAUACACUUCUUAUGAAUAUAACGACGACGAACACUCACAACCAUCGUCAAUUCGAAAUACAUCCAUACAUGUUAACAUAAAUGUAGAUGAAAGACAGCCUUUACUUGGCGAAAGAAACAACGUAGCUCAGUCUGAUCUACCCCCACCUGAAUGUCCCCUAAAAAGGAACGCACGAUCUAGAAAAACGGUAAGGGAUCACAGUAUGCGUGGAUAUGAUGUGGAUCGGUUUAAGAAAUCGGCUGCAAGAAAUCCCGAGCCAUCUCAUUUAGAGUUCUUCCCCAAUGUAGACAGCAAUGACGCUCAAAUACACGAAAACUGCGCUGGAGGUCCCUCCAGGGUGUCAGCAUCGAGCACAGAUAACGGACUCAACGUCGAUGUCAAUUGCGACGUCCGUACGGAUCGUUUUUCCAUCGCCAGAAGUCCGGCUGCGAUCUUACCCGUGACAUCGACAACACACAGUAAUGCAUCCAGCCAUGGAAUUAGCGUUGUGGCUCAAAGCAGUAUUGCUUCUGAUGACGAGAGAAUGUGGUCAUCGGAUGAGAAAGAAUCAAUUUCCGUCAAACAUUUGAUGAUGUCAGCCAUAUUCAUGCCAUGUGAUCUCCGAAAGUUGAUGUUCUGCAAUUACAUCUCUUGGAUAGCCUUCUUAACGAUGCUUCUAUACUUCACCGAUUUCAUGGGCUGUACUGUAUAUCUUGGUGAUCCCAGCGCCUCUUCAAACUCCACAGCUUACUCCAGAUAUCAACAUGGUGUACAGAUGGGAUGUUGGGGGCUGUGUGUAUUCUCAUUUUCCGCUGCUAUUUCUAGCCUUGUGCUCAAAUUUCUCGAAAAACGCUGGAGCCUGCGAACAAUUUACGUGUUUGGUCAACUCAUUUACGCCGUCGGUAUUGGGUCGAUGUUCCUGACAAUCAGUUACCCAUUCGUGACCAUCUCUCUAUGCGUGACGUUCGGAAUCAAGUUAGCUGUAAUCACAAGGAUACCAGAAUGUAUCAUCGCAGCCUAUCAUCGCUCUGAUAAGUUUAAAAAUCCUGAUGGUGGCUUGGUUCGCAGUACGUCGGGUGAUCUGGCUGGUCUGGGAAGUCAGGUCCUAUUCGCGCAAAUCACGGUCUCCACGCUGCUCGGCCCCAUCAUCCAUUCGACCGGUACUCGACUCGCCCUCGUCGUCUUUGCUUCAUCUACAGCCUUUAUUUCGUCUAUCCUCUCAGCUUGUUUUUUAAGUUACGAGUUAUGAUUCUCGAACAGUGUUUUGGUGGAGAGAGCUAGACAUUUUCAGCAUAGCUGUGAAGAUAUAGUUAUUGCAUUUUAAACAUUUUACUCGAGUCGCCGUUAAUCAUCAAAAUAAAAGAAAUAAUCACUAUCGGUGAAUAUAAUGGGACAAAGUCAUUUUUGUCGGUUUGGACAAAGUAAGAGAUUGUGUGAAUUCACUUUAUUUUACUUUAUUGGAAUAAUAAUGAAUGAAUGAAUGAAUGAAUCUUUAUUUCGUUUCAAUUCCGAUAUCAAACAACAACAAUAACAACAGUAAAUUAUUUCGAUACAAGUAAAUAGGAAAGAACAAAAGUAAAAUAAUUACAGGAUAAUAUACAUAAUACAUGCACUGCUUUUUAUGGAAAUGAAACGUGGUGACCUACUAAGAAGCUUAGCUUGUGGGCCAUAGGCCACCAGAAUGUUAAAAACUUACAUUAGCAAUCAUUUAAAACAUCAUAGAACAAGCAAACAAGAAAUUGGAGUAAAUAACCAAAGUACAGAUAUACAUAUUUACAAAAGAUACACUAAAAGUAACAAAAAAGUGAAAUGCAAACAUUCUAUAAGACCUAGAGUAUAAAAAUCUGAAAUUCGAAAAGAAGAAAGAAAAGAGGAAAAAAUAAAGAAAAUACGCAGAGCUCUAUUUUUGCAUAGAUAAUUGUGGGAAGAAUACAAUUUAUAAAGUUAGACGAGAUAUAACAAGCAGGCAUUCGUUUACUGAUCUAAAUAUUUCUUCAGUAAAUCUGUCUUUAACUUGUUUCUAAAAACACUAAGGCUAACUGAUUGCUUCAAUGAAGAAGGAAGGGAGUUCCAUAAUUUUGGCCCUGAAUAAACAAAUGUAUAUUAGCCGAAAACUAGCUUUGACCAAUGGCAAGUGGAGAAAAGAAACUUGUCUUGUAAAGUAAGAAUGGAUUUGGUAAUUUCUAACACAUAAUGAAUCAAGGGCAAGUGGAAGUUCUCGUUUAUUCAAAUGAUACAUAAUGCAACCGAGGUUGAGAUCAAAUAUGUCAUGUAAAUUUUAGGAACUUGUUUUCAUAAAACAAAAUAUUAGUGUGAGAUCGUGAACUUACUCCACAAACUAGUCUAAUUACCCUUUUCUGGACUUUCAAUAGCCCAUCUAAAUGAACUUUAGCAGCGUUACCCCAGGCAAGGAUGCAAUAAUUCAAGUAAGGCAAAAUGAGAGUUGAAUACAACAUGCAUAAAAUAUUUUUUGGGAAUAUACUCUUCAAUGAAUUAA
Molecule: messenger RNA, 3595 nt
Organism: Lytechinus pictus (painted urchin)
Lineage: Eukaryota; Metazoa; Echinodermata; Echinoidea; Temnopleuroida; Toxopneustidae
Product: proton-associated sugar transporter A-like
Exons: 6
Coding region: 383-2347 (654 amino acids)
Cellular component (GO): membrane
Molecular function (GO): sucrose:proton symporter activity
Source: RefSeq, a predicted model, not a curated record